This is a messenger RNA of Myotis davidii, 4170 nucleotides long. RefSeq names its product actin-like protein 7B. The coding region runs from base 1837 to 3090 and encodes 417 amino acids. The transcript has a single exon. The record is from RefSeq and is a predicted model, not a curated record. Gene Ontology annotation, cellular component: cytoplasm; nucleus. NCBI's taxonomy places the organism in Eukaryota, Metazoa, Chordata, Mammalia, Chiroptera, Vespertilionidae.
UCAGAGAGUUACAUCUGUCCAGUGUGAGGACAAGUUUAUGACUCACAACUGUUUCUUCCAGAUCAUGUGUACAGUCCUUCAGUUCUGUGACUUGUGAUACCACCACUGGAGCUUGGUGAUGCUCAUACUGUGAUCCUUAUAAAGUUGUUAUCUGCAUAAGCCAGUUUCAUAGUGCCAUGUUCCAGAAACAGUUCAGCCAACAAACAGUCCCAUGAGUUCUUCAUUAACAUGCUUACAUGCUUCAUAGCAGUAACCCCCCUUUUCUUUCCUAUCGAUGUCUUCUAAUCCCUCAGUUACUUCUGCACCAAAAACUUCUCAGCCCCAGUUGUUUUCCUUUCCUUUUUUUCAUCUUAUUUCUUUGUCAACGAAGUCCUAACAGAUUUGGUUUUUGGUGGGUUUGGGGCAUUUUGGUAUGGAGGGCCUUAUGGGAACCUAGUGAAUUUGUCCAUUUUGUAUGACAGACCAUCUUUCUUUCUUUGGGCAGAAGUGAGAGGUUCCUCUUUCUCCUUCACUCCACAUCUAAUCUAGUCAUCUAAUGUAAAUGCAAUGCUUGAGGCUAGAGAUGGCACGGAGCCAACCAACCAGUUAGGAUAGAUUCUACCUUCUAACUUUUCUAGAACCUGCCCCUGCUCUCUUCCACACUAUCACAGCCCUAGUUUAGGAUUAGGAUGCCUUCGAGUCUUACAAGAAUUUCUUCAAUUCUCCUUUCAGGUCUUAGAGUUUUGCCACUUUAUAUUACAGCUAAACACAGAACCUUCUAAAAUUGUUCUAGAAGUCAGAUCUGAGCACUUCUCAGCUUAGAGUAUUUAUGGUUUUCCAGCUGUCCUCAAGUCAAUCCAAGCCCCUAUUCCUAGCAUGUGAGCCCUCCCUGGGUGGCUCUGUGACCCUCUAGCUUCAUCCAUUUUUACAAACACCUUAACUAUAGGUAGUUCCCCACCAUGCCCCCCACUCUGAGCCUUUGCUCAGGCUGUGCUGUCUGCUGGGGAUGCCUUUUCUUCUUCAACUACCUGACAGAUACCCACAUAUCUUUGAGAACUCGAAUUAGGAAUCACUACUCUAGGGAACCUUCUGACUCCCACCCUCCAAUGAGUGCUCCCUUCUUUGUGAAUCUCUGUUCCUCCGAUGGACUUUCACCUGCAAAAUCCCUGCAUCCUUUCCAUCUUCUCCGCUAGGCUGGGCUCUGGUUGUGACUGGGUUCCUUUCUAUCACUGGCAGGCUGUACUGGGCUGGAUCCACCACAAACCCCAGUAAAUGUUAAAGGAAUGAAAGCACUCUCGGGGCCGUGACACUCUGUAGGGAGACCUGGUGCGUUGGAGUUAGAUGAACUUGAGUUAAACUACAAACACUCCUAGAGCUGCGUGCUCAUGGGCAAGUCAUUGGAAUUCUGAACCUCAAUUUCCUCAGCUCUGUCUACCUCUCAAUAUUCUGUGAAGUAACAUGUGAGGUUCCUGGUACAGUGCCUGGCUUACUAUAAGGGGUCAAAUAUGUAUCACUCUGGCAGCCAAGAAGCAGAGAAGGAAAAGGUGUCCAGUUAGUGAGCAGAGGGUCAGGAGUGGGAUGUAAGGGGGUAGGAAUACAAACCUGUGAGACCUCAGUGUGCUUGGGUUUCUAAAACUGCUGGUCACCUGCUCUGUUGUGAGCAGCCAAGUUAGGGGAUGGGAGUGAGGGUGACAGAUCACAGGUGCCAAGGCCAAGCCAACCCCUGCUGCUGGAAUGGACCAGCACCCAGUGACAUCACAAUCCUGAGUAGUUGCUCUGGCACUGCUAGAGGGAGACCCUCAUUUCUCUCCACGGAGCUCUAGGAUGUGGAUGUGAGAAAGGUGAGGACGAAGGCAGAUGGCGACAAGGGACAGCCUGAGCUCCAUACCCACGGGCAAGGCUCAUGGUGACACUGGAGAGGCAGGAACGCUGUCAGCUCCUGAUGCUGGCAUUCGGGACACAAGUUCAGCCAAUCAGCUGAAGAUGAAGCCCAAGAAUGUGCACAAGAUUAAGGCGCUUAUUGUCGACCUGGGCUCGCAGUACUGUAAGUGUGGCUAUGCAGGAGAGCCAAGGCCCACCUACUUCAUCUCCUCCACGGUGGGCAAGCCCUGCGAGGCAGCUGAUGUGGGUGAUGCCCACAAGGAGAUCUAUGUGGGCCACGAGCUGCUCAACAUUGAGGUACCCCUGAAGCUGGUUAACCCUCUAAAACACGGCAUUGUGGUGGACUGGGACUGUGUCCAGAACAUCUGGGAGUACAUCUUCGACAAAGCGAUGAAGAUCCUCCCCGAGGAGCAUGCUGUGCUGGUCUCCGACCCCCCACUUAGCCCCAGCAGCAACAGGGAGAAGUAUGCGGAGCUCCUGUUUGAGACCUUUGGCAUCCCUGCCAUGCACGUGACGUCCCAGUCACUGCUGUCCAUCUAUUCCUACGGCAAGACCACAGGGCUGGUGGUGGAGAGCGGGCACGGUGUCUCGCAUGUGGUCCCCAUCUCAGAAGGCAAUGUGCUGCCAGGCCUGACUGGCCGUGUUGACUAUGCGGGGAGCGACCUCACUAACUACCUGCUGCAGCUGCUCAUCAAGGCCGGCCACAAUUUCACCAAGGACGACCACCUGCACAUCCUCGACCACAUUAAGAAGAUGUGCUGCUACACAGCUUUCCAGCCUGAGGAGGAGCUUGGCCUGGACCUGGAGGAGCUGCGUGUGGACUACGAGCUCCCAGAUGGCAAGGUCAUCACCAUUGGCCAUGAGCGCUUCCAGUGCGCCGAGAUGCUCUUCAAGCCCACCCUGGUGGGAAGCAGCCAGCCCAGCCUCCCUGCGCUCACAGCCACUUGCCUGGGCCACUGCCAGGAGGCGGGCUUCAAGGAGGAGAUGGCCGCAAACGUGCUGCUGUGUGGUGGCUGCACCAUGCUGGAGGGCUUCCCUGAGCGCUUCCAGAGGGAGCUGAGCCUCUUGUGCCCUCAGGACAGCCCCGCAGUGGCUGCAGCUUCCGAGAGGAAGACCUCCGUGUGGACCGGUGGCUCCAUCCUGGCCUCCCUGCAGGCCUUCCAGCAGCUCUGGGUCAGCAAGGAAGAGUUUGAGGAGAAGGGCAGUACAGCUAUCCAUACCAAGUGCUGAGCGUGAGCUGACGGGCCAGGCCUCGAACUCAGGCCACACUCUACAUUUACAGAAUUUCACAUAAAAAUUUUAACACAAUGGCUCUUGUCUAGUCCGGAUUUCUUGCUUUAGCCUGAUAGCAGAAGGUUCUGGGGAGUUGGGUUUAGAGGUAUCAGCACCUUUUGCUCUGUUGCAUCUGGAGCAGCAGGGGUGGGAGGUGGUGGGAGGGCUCCUUACUGGCCCCUCCCCUCCUGGAGGUGACAUCUCAGAGCCCAGAGUUUGGCUUCCUGUUCCAUUAGCGCCUCAGGGUUCAAAACCCAAUUCAGCAGACACAUUGAUAGCUCAUCCAUGGACCAAGAGGGAAAUGAAAGCUCAGAUUAAGGACUAACGUGGGUCAUGUAGUUAAGUGGUGGGGGGACACUCAAAACCAGGUGUCUGACUUCCUUCUCCUGUUUCUGCCAGAUGUGUGUCUGCCCAUAGCUUCAUCAUUGCUUGAUUGCCCUGCUCCCUCACUAAACUCCCCUCACUGCCUGCCACCUUCAGAGCUGCAGCCCACAGGUGUGCCUCUCCUGAGUGUGAGGGGCCUUUCCACUUCAGCCAAAAUUGCAACUUUUUUUGCAGUCACAAAGUAGAGCCACUGAAUCCAGAGGAUGUCGGAGGAACCAGAAGGUCCCUUGGAAAUCGUGUGGUUCUCUCCCUCCUGUAGAGGUGGGGAAACUGAAGACCAAGAGGGAGGGGGCCAUGUCAGCGGAUGAGUCCAGGUCUUCUGUCCCAGGUCAUGAUUAUUUCCAGAAGGGCAAACGUGGUUGCUUUACUUUGGGCUGCUAUAACAAAAUACCACAGACCAUGUGGCUUAUAAACAAUAGAACUUUUAUUUCUUAGAGUUCUGCAGACAAAGUCUAAGAUUAGGGUGCCAGUAGGGCCAGGUUUUAGUGAAGGCCCUCUUCUGGGUUGCAAACUGCUGACCUCUUGCUGAGUUCUCACAUGAUGGAAAGGAUCUUUUAACUAAUUUAAAGAAUCAAUUUACAAAUACCUGUAUUAGUGAAGUAAAAUGAGUCAUUGCUUUUAUUUAAGAGAAAUGUACUAUUCUGGAAGGUUUGA